AGUCUCAUCACUGCACCAUCUCCUCUCCCUUUCUCUUCCUCUCCAAUCUCCCCACCACCUCCAAAAUCACCAUAGCCACACUUUUGUUAUUCACUUAAACUAAAACUAUUGCUUUUUAUAAGCAGCCCCCGGAUUUUAGAGGCUGAAAUAUAGCUAAACUUUGUAACGGAAGUGUGAUUCCACACAUGGGCAACGCCGACUACGUCUAUCCAACCUCUAACGUGGAGGGUGCUCACCGUGUGGCUGUUCCUCCGCCGCAGCCCUUUGUAAAGUCUCUGAAAUAUAACUUGAAAGAGACUUUCUUUCCUGAUGAUCCAUUAAGGCAGUUCAAGAACCAGCCUCCUUCUCGGAAGUUCAUUUUAGGCCUCCAAUAUUUCUUGCCAAUUCUUGAAUGGGCUCCUCGUUAUACUUUGGAGUUCUUGAAAGCUGAUCUUAUUGCUGGGAUCACUAUUGCUAGUCUUGCUAUCCCUCAGGGGAUAAGUUACGCCAAGUUAGCCAACUUGCCACCGAUUCUUGGCCUCUAUUCAAGCUUUGUUCCACCACUGGUUUAUGCAAUGAUGGGAAGUUCAAGAGAUUUGGCAGUAGGGACCGUGGCUGUUGCAUCUCUCUUAACAGCUUCUAUGCUAGGAAAUGAGGUUAAUGCUAAUGAGAACCCCAAACUUUAUCUUCAUCUAGCCUUUACAUCAACAUUUUUUGCUGGAGUUUUCCAAGCGUCUCUGGGCUUGUUAAGGCUGGGAUUUAUCGUGGAUUUUCUGUCGCAUGCAACGAUAGUAGGUUUCAUGGCAGGAGCAGCAACAGUAGUUUGCCUGCAACAGCUAAAAGGGAUAUUGGGUCUUGAUCAUUUCACUCAUGCCACUGAUCUUGUUUCAGUCAUGCGUUCUGUUUUCACUCAAACCCAUCAGUGGAGGUGGGAAAGUGCAGUUCUUGGGUGUUGCUUUCUGUUCUUCCUUCUCACAACCAGAUACUUCAGCAAGAGACGACCAAAGUUCUUCUGGAUAGCAGCAAUGGCACCUUUGACUUCAGUUGUAUUGGGAAGCCUUCUUGUUUAUCUCACACAUGCUGAGAGACAUGGAGUUCAAGUGAUUGGAAAAUUGAAGAAAGGGCUGAACCCACCGUCCUUCGGCGAUCUGAUUUUUGUGUCUCCUCAUCUAAUGACAGCUAUCAAAACAGGGAUCAUCACUGGCGUCAUAGCUCUGGCUGAAGGAAUAGCAGUAGGAAGAAGUUUUGCCAUGUUCAAGAAUUACCAUAUAGAUGGUAACAAAGAGAUGAUUGCCAUUGGGACUAUGAACAUUGUUGGCUCUUGCACUUCUUGCUACCUCACAACAGGGCCAUUUUCGAGGUCGGCAGUGAAUUUCAAUGCUGGGUGCAAGACAGCAGUAUCAAACAUUGUUAUGGCGUUGGCUGUAAUGGUGACACUCUUGUUUCUGACCCCUCUGUUCCAUUACACUCCGCUUGUGGUGCUCUCCUCUAUUAUCAUCUCUGCUAUGCUCGGCCUCAUCGAUUAUGAAGCAGCGAUUCAUCUAUGGAACGUUGACAAAUUUGACUUCAUUGUCUGCAUUAGCGCUUAUGUGGGGGUGGUUUUUGCCAGUGUUGAGAUGGGCUUGGUCAUUGCGGUGGCAAUUUCUUUGCUAAGGGUGCUUCUGUUUGUUGCAAGACCAAGAACUUUUAUUCUUGGAAACAUUCCAAAUUCAAACAUCUACAGAAAUGUUGAGCAAUACCCAAAUGCAAGUACUGUUCCUGGAGUUCUCGUACUUGAGAUUGACGCUCCAAUUUACUUUGCUAAUUCAGCCUACCUAAGAGAGAGGAUCUCAAGGUGGAUUGAUGAAGAGGAAGACAGAUUAAAAUCUUCAGCAGAAGCCAGCCUGCAGUAUGUAAUACUGGACAUGGGAGCUGUUGGGAACAUUGACACCAGUGGAAUCAGCAUGUUUGAGGAAAUUAAGAAAAUUACUGAUAGAAGAGAGCUCAAGCUUGUAUUGGCCAACCCUGGAUCCGAAGUGAUGAAGAAGCUAAACAAGUCCAAGUUCAUCGAGAACAUAGGCCAAGAAUGGCUCUUUUUGACAGUAGGAGAAGCGGUGGCAGCAUGCAAUUUUAUGCUUCACACAUGUAAGCCAAAUCCUUUGAAAGAUGAUCAAUCUGAGGCAUAUAACAAUGUCUAAGCUACUACUUCAAUCAUUUGAUGGGCAGAAGCAAGAGCUUUUAUUGCACUCAAUCAGGAAUUAACAUAUGCAUCAUCAAAUCAACAGCAAAUGAAGCCCAAGUUGAUUUGAUUGAUACUUUUAGAUGAAGGGUUCUCUUUUUUUUUUUUUUUUU
Molecule: messenger RNA, 2310 nt
Organism: Manihot esculenta (cassava)
Lineage: Eukaryota; Viridiplantae; Streptophyta; Magnoliopsida; Malpighiales; Euphorbiaceae
Product: sulfate transporter 3.1
Exons: 12
Coding region: 186-2156 (656 amino acids)
Biological process (GO): transmembrane transport
Cellular component (GO): membrane
Molecular function (GO): secondary active sulfate transmembrane transporter activity
Source: RefSeq, a predicted model, not a curated record